This is a messenger RNA of Fonsecaea erecta, 1548 nucleotides long. RefSeq lists its product as hypothetical. The coding region runs from base 1 to 1548 and encodes 515 amino acids. NCBI's taxonomy places the organism in Eukaryota, Fungi, Ascomycota, Eurotiomycetes, Chaetothyriales, Herpotrichiellaceae. The record is from RefSeq and is a predicted model, not a curated record. Gene Ontology annotation, biological process: cyclic threonylcarbamoyladenosine biosynthetic process. The transcript has a single exon. Gene Ontology annotation, molecular function: tRNA threonylcarbamoyladenosine dehydratase activity; ubiquitin-like modifier activating enzyme activity. Gene Ontology annotation, cellular component: mitochondrial outer membrane.
AUGUCCCAAUGGCUCCAAAGACACACCUCCACGACAGCCUUCCAGAUUGGCCUUGCUGCUACGCUGGGUGCAGUCGCUGCCACCACGGUCAUUUUCACGGCGACCGCGAUCCACCGCCGCCGGGCAACCGAAGAGCUUAAAGCCUCCAUUCCCGAACUCUCACCCGAGCAUCAUGCCCUCCAGCUCACGGAAUACGGCGGAGCCAGCCGUCCGACGAUCACAAACAAAGAAGAUGCACGGGCAGCGCAGAUCGCGGCGCGGGCCAGGAAGGGAGACUACGAUGAAGAGUUGAUACUCGAACAACUGGCCCGGAACAGGGUGUUCUUGAAGGACGAGGGCCUCGCGAAACUCAGGAAUGCAUUCGUGAUCGUUGUGGGACUGGGUGGGGUGGGAAGCCACUGCGUCGCUGCGCUGGCCAGGAGCGGUGUGGCUCGCAUACGGGUCGUGGACUUCGACCAGGUCACGCUGAGCAGUCUUAACCGGCACGCUCUUGCAACACUGGCGGACGUAGGGACGCCAAAGGUGAAUUGUGUCAGGAAGAGGUUGGAGCAAAUCUGCCCGUGGGUCCGGAUCGAUGAGCGAAACGAGUUGAUGAGUUCACGGUCGAUCGAAGGGCUGCUCGGGAAAUGGGAUUUUGAGUUGAGGGACGGGGAGGAAGUCAAAGAGGUGGAUUGGGUGGUCGAUGCAAUUGAUAAUAUUGACACCAAGGUCGAAUUAUUGAAAUAUUGUGCGAUGAGAGGUAUCAAAGUCAUCAGUGCCAUGGGCGCGGGGUGUAAGAGUGACCCUACCAGGAUACAGGUGGGUGAUAUCUCUACGAGUGUCGAAGAUCCUUUAUCGAAGGCGACGAGGCGGCGGUUGCGGGUCUUGGGUAUCAGCAAUGGCAUCCCUGUGGUCUUCUCGACGGAGAAGCCGGGCGAGGGUAAGGCUGAAUUACUCCCCAUUGCGGACGAGGAAGUCCAAAAGGGCCAUGUCGACAAGCUGGGUGUUCUGCCUGAGUUCAGGGUCAGAAUCUUGCCGGUCCUGGGGACGAUGCCAGCCGUUUUUGGGUAUACAGUGGCCAACCACGUCAUUUGCAGUAUUGCUGAGUAUCCGAUGGACUACCGAACAGGCGACAAAGGGAGGGAGAAAAUGUACGACGCUAUGCUAUCGUCUUUACAGAGUCUUGAAGAACGCCUCGUCCGAUCGACCAACGGGCAAGACACUAUUGGCCUCCGCAUUCCCGUGAGCCGAGACGACGUGGCUUAUCUUGUGGAAGAGGUCUUCCGCGGCAAAAGCGUCAUCAGCGGCUUGAGUACCAGACUUGCACUCAUCAGAUGGCGGAAGCCUGCGGAAGGAUUCAAGAUCGACCCUGGGUACGAAAAAGAAGGACAGAAGGUGAUCAAACUGCCUCUGACAGACCUGGUCCUUGUGACGAAAGAGGAGGCGCAGAAGCACGAGAAGUUGGUCUUGAAAGGAGACAUGGAACCCGAAGUCCUAUACGACCACAGCGUCCUCGCCGAAGUCAAAAGGCGCCUUGAUGAAGAGAGAGCUUACGAGAGGUACCGGUAA